UCUUCCUUGUACAUUCGGAGCUCUAUGGAGCGUAUUCAUAUAAUUUAAAGAAAACGUCAUAUGUUUUUAAUGUCUUCCCGCCAUCAACAUGAUAAGAUUUUAUUGCACUGGAGGAAGAGGAACAGAAAAGUUCAUAAAAACAGAAUUAGAGGAAAAACUGAAAGCACAAAAUAUUGUUGUCUCUGAUGGUAAAGUUUAUUUUGAUGCAAAUAUUUCACAGAUUCAUCAUAUUGUUAAACUGAGAUCUGUAGAAAGAAUCUUUGUACAUCUCUUACAACUGGAUUGGAAGAAUAUACGAGAAAUAAACAAAAGAAAGCAACAUGAUAGGAUUUCAUAUGUACAUGUGAGACGUGCAAUUAUGAAUGAUGAGAUAUGGAAAGAUCCUGUCAUCCAUCAGAUCCCUCAUGAGGUAUUACAAGUACAGAACAUAGCCAUGAUAGAUGGAAGUUCUCCAGAGUCAAAACAUCAAUCUACUUCUGCAUGUUCUAGGGUCUUCGAGAAAUCAUCAGUGGAUUGUUUACAGAAUUUAGAAAGCAACAAAACAAUAACAACAAACACAUCAGAACGAGACAAAGCCGGCUCAUCCACCACAGAAAAGCAAAAUGAACCUAUGGAUAUUCAGCAUGAUAAAUCUGACUUGCAACAAGCUGAUUCUAUGGGAACAAACAAGGCAGGUUUACCUAUUACAGAAAAGCAAAACAUUUUGGAUAAAAUCAAAAACAUUGAAUGUGAUAAGCAUGACACUGAAACAAAAGAAACUGAUAGAUUGAGCAUAUCUGUUACUGAAAAACAAGAUGUACUGACAGAAACCCCAAAAAGUGAAUCAGAAAAAUCACAAGAUGGUUUAUCAAAGUCAGAACUACCUCUUGGAUCUACCAAACCAGUUAAGAGAAGAUGUAGUUCUAUCAGUGAAAGUCCAGAAAGACCAGCAAAGAAAAAAGGAAAGUUAGGCUUUACUUUUAGAGUGACUUGUCGCUGCACAGGUUCAGUUGCCAAAUAUGUGUAUGCUCAGGAUCUUCAGAUAAGCAUUGGAUCUAAACUGAAGAAUUUGCUGAAUUGGAAAGUUAACCUGCGCUCCCCUGAUAUAGAGAUCAGUUGCCAUGUCAAUGAUAAAUGUGUUGUAUUAGGAAUCCCAAUCAUGAAAUCUCCACUGUCCAACAGAAGUUACAUUAGACAUUUUGGUUUGAGAUCAACAAUAUCUUAUAUAAUGUCAAGCCUACUUCCAUUGAAGACAGGUGAUAUUGUUUUGGAUCCAAUGUGUGGAAAAGCUACCAUUUUAGUGGAGUCAGCUCAUGAAAAUAAGACAGUUACAUACAUUGGCAGUGACAAAGAUGAUAACCAGAUUAAGUUUGCCACAGACAACAUUCACUUUGCCAAACAGGGCAAUGUUCAUAUCUUUAAAGGUAGUGUGUUAGAGUUGCCUCUACUUAAUAAUUCCAUAGACCAUGUUUUGUGUGAUGCUCCAUUUGGAAAACAACAUAAGGUUGACUGUGAUCUUGAACAUUUCUACACAAGAUUUCUCAAUGAAGUAACAAGAAUACUAAAACCAGAUGGAAAUGUAGUUCUUUUGACAAGUCCUGAAAUGGAGCGAUUCCUGUUAAAAACUCUUUCAAAGAAAAAUAAAUCCAAGCAGGAAAAUGUUAUUUUAGAAAAAAAUGUUAAAACAGAUGAAAAAGGUUCUUCAACAUGUUCAAACAGUGAAAUUAGAAGGAACAUUGAUAAUGAUAUUCAGAAAGGAGAUAAUACUUUGAAAACUGAACUGGUAGAUAAUCUCCAGAAAUCAAAUGAAGACUCCAAACAGAAAAACGAUAUGGAAAUGGAAAGUGACAUUGAGAUGGGAGAAAUCCCAUCAAAGACAGAUCAAUCUUUAAGGACAAGUGUAAAUCAAAAUACAGAUCAAAAACAGGAAAAUGACAUUGAGAUGGGAGAUAACCCAUUACAGACAGAUCAACUAGAUAAAAGUAAUCUCAAAAGUACAAUCGAUAACUCUAACUUGCAAAAUGAUAUUGUUAAUCAAGAUUCAAAUUCAUUAGAGAAGGAAAAAAGAGACAAAUCUUGUACUGCAAUUGAUGAAGACUCAGGAAGCCAAACGGGUAUUGAAGUAAAAGACUUGAUAAGCAAAAGGCAUCAUAAAAGCAUAUUAGCAAAUAAAACAGAUAGAACUGCAGAUUGGGUGAACUCAGUUGAAGACACUUUUAAAAAUGAUGAGUUAAUGUUUAUGAAAUUGUUGUAUGUUGACAGUCAUUAUAUGAAAUUAGGAGAAACUCAUGCAUAUAUUUGUAUACUUCAUAAAAGUAUUGAGUAAAAUUUAAGAAAAAUGUCUUUCAAUUUGUAAUAUCUAUAUACUUUGCAUAUUGAUAGUAUAUAGUGUAAAUCAACAAAGUUACUUGAGUGUUUAUUCAUGCAAGUUACAUGAGAAGCAAAACAAUGCAAAUAUAAUUCUUAGCAAAUAUGUCAAAAGUAAAUCUUCUCUCAUAUGAAAACAUAAAAAAUGAGGAAAUCAUGAAAAAAUAAACUGCUGCAGAGUUGGCUUUACCUAUAA
This is a messenger RNA of Mytilus californianus (California mussel), 2542 nucleotides long. RefSeq names its product THUMP domain-containing protein 2-like. Gene Ontology annotation, molecular function: RNA binding; tRNA (guanine) methyltransferase activity. The record is from RefSeq and is a predicted model, not a curated record. Gene Ontology annotation, biological process: tRNA methylation. The transcript has 10 exons. Lineage: Eukaryota; Metazoa; Mollusca; Bivalvia; Mytilida; Mytilidae. The coding region runs from base 89 to 2305 and encodes 738 amino acids.